CUGGUGAAGCUUUUGGCAGUGCUGUCAGCUCUGUAGUUCCUGUUGGAAAGAGAAACGGAAUUCUUUGGGAGGUGAAAAAAUAGAAAUUAUAUGAAAGCAAAGUUUGUUAGAAAUUACCCAAGUGGUCCACUGUUGUCCAAUUCUUUCUCCUCCUACUUCUCAAUACACCGCUGCCUGCCGCUUGAAAGCACUAUUUCUGUGGACGUUUUCUCUAACCGUUCUGUGCCAAGCGUCAAGCGUUAUCAAGGCAGGACAGCCGCCGUGUUGGAAACAGGAUCCGUCGAUUAGCCGCGGUGUGCCUUCCCGUAAUAGAGUGAGAAAAAAGCAUAUGCUGUGAAGUUCCAGAACGAGAGUGCUUUAAGAUAACACCUCGGAGAACACAGAGGAAGGGGAU
Pichia membranifaciens NRRL Y-2026 is the source of this 394-nucleotide messenger RNA. RefSeq lists its product as hypothetical. NCBI's taxonomy places the organism in Eukaryota, Fungi, Ascomycota, Pichiomycetes, Pichiales, Pichiaceae. The transcript has a single exon. The coding region runs from base 91 to 288 and encodes 65 amino acids. The record is from RefSeq and is a predicted model, not a curated record.